This is a messenger RNA of Knipowitschia caucasica, 879 nucleotides long. Lineage: Eukaryota; Metazoa; Chordata; Actinopteri; Gobiiformes; Gobiidae. The record is from the annotation of a GenBank genome assembly.
AUGGGGAGCGUAGUCGGUCUGGUUGGGGGCUCCGCGCGUUGCGGGCAGUCACAUGGGUCCGAGGUCGCCAGGUUGACCUCCCCGAGCGUUGGAAACUUGUCUGAGAUCAUGCCCAGGUCUACACAGGCCGUACGAGAAAGGAAUAUACGGUCUGAGGUGUCUGUCACGUAUGCGAUUUGGCGCGUCUCCAAUCUACGGGCGUCGCUGCUGGUACCAGCGAACCUGACGACGGCGGCCCCGAGAAUCCGUAUUCCCUCAUCGUUUGCGGCCUUCAUCGUCAUGGAUACGGGAAUAAGCUCUAACUCGGACCCCAACUCGGACCCUAACUCGGGCCCUAACUCGGGCCCUAACUCGGGCCCUAAUUCGGGCCCUAACUCGGGCCCUAACUCGGACCCUAACUCGGGCCCUAACUCGGGCCCUAACUCGGGCCCUAACUCGGGCCCUAACUCGGGCCCUAACUCGGGCCCUAACUCGGACCCUAACUCGGACCCUAACUCGGACCCUAACUCGGGCUCUAACUCGGGCCCUAACUCGGGCCCUAACUCGGACCCUAACUCGGGCCCUAACUCGGGCUCUAACUCGGGCUCUAACUCGGGCCCUAACUCGGACCCUAACUCGGGCUCUAACUCGGGCUCUAACUCGGGCUCUAACUCGGGCCCUAACUCGGGCCCUAACUCGGACCCUAACUCGGACCCUAACUCGGGCUCUAACUCGGACCCUAACUCGGACCCUAACUCGGACCCUAACUCGGGCUCUAACUCGGGCUCUAACUCGGGCUCUAACUCGGACCCUAACUCGGGCUCUAACUCGGGCUCUAACUCGGGCCCUAACUCGGGCUCUAACUCGGACCCUAACUCGGACCCUAACUCGGACUCUUAA